AUGGAAAUGGUGGAGAGCCUCUGGCCAGCUGCGCGGGAGGAGGUCCCGGAGUCCGUGCAAGCCUUAAUGGCGAUGUGGGGAGGCUUUGAGGCGCCGCGCAGCGCCAACGAUUGCGGCAUUGAAAAACGACUAGAGUUAGACUUCCGCGGCGUCAUUGUGCCGAGCGGCGUGGCGGUGGCUGACCUCGAGUCUGUCAUGUCACAUGCAGGGGAGUUGCUGGAGCGCCAGUCCGUCGACAAAGGCCUCAUUUCCCUUUUCUUUAGCAACAGUACGCUGCAGUUAACAGAGAACCAGGUUCUCGUGACAUCGUCGUCCUCCGUGCUGCUGCACGUGAUUUUGGGACCGCUGCUGGAUCUGCUUCGCAACCACGCCAUUGUUGUUGAGUGGGCCUCCUUUAUGCGCAUGAACACCACCUCCCCAUGGAGUUCUUUGUGCGAAAUGAGUGAGAUUAUGGCACAGGAGUACGCCGAGUUGAAGUCCGCCUUUCCGUCUGGCCAUCCGUAUCUGACAGGCCCGCUUGAUAGUGAUCACUUCUUUUACUUUGUGUAUGAUGCGAUUCAACGGAAUGUUGCCGGCGCCCCACCCGAAGAAGAUGAGCAGAUCAAUAUAUAUAUGUACAACGUCAAAACUGACGGGUCCGACGAUGGCAGUGGGGCUUUAAAGAACUUGCGACAAGUGAUUCCGCUGAGUGCCACUCACUACGAGAAACUGCGAGUCUCCACAGACGGCGUUUCGCACCCCUUUGCAUCAUUUGAGACGAACGCCGUACUGACCACCGCCAAAAAGGCCGAGUUGGUGCGGGGCCUUCUUGAGAAGUUUUGCCCCGACCGAGUCACGAUGGUUGUGCUGCAGGACCGCUGCAGUCCUCCUGCCGAGCGGGACAACUUUUUCAACGCGGUGAAGGGCUACACCAUUAUGAACCGCGCGACGAACCACUUUGGGCAGGGCUACGCGUUCCACCAGACUAGUUACGUCCGCGCUGAAUGA
Trypanosoma conorhini is the source of this 987-nucleotide messenger RNA. Its product is annotated as S-adenosylmethionine decarboxylase proenzyme. The coding region runs from base 1 to 987 and encodes 328 amino acids. NCBI's taxonomy places the organism in Eukaryota, Euglenozoa, Kinetoplastea, Trypanosomatida, Trypanosomatidae. Gene Ontology annotation, biological process: spermine biosynthetic process; spermidine biosynthetic process. The record is from RefSeq and is a predicted model, not a curated record. The transcript has a single exon. Gene Ontology annotation, cellular component: cytosol. Gene Ontology annotation, molecular function: adenosylmethionine decarboxylase activity.